This is a messenger RNA of Amoebophrya sp. A120, 3415 nucleotides long. Lineage: Eukaryota; Dinophyceae; Syndiniales; Amoebophryaceae. The record is from the annotation of a GenBank genome assembly.
CGGCGCCCUCGCGGCCUUCCUGCUGGGCGGGCGGGCGCCGCCCGCCGCAUUUCGUAUAUUCACCGCCGCGCCAGGAGUUGGCUUCUAUCAUUAUAGACAAGCAUUGGCUGUUGCGCUCCCUCCGGUUGCGCGUCCGGCGCGAAUUGGGAGGCAAGCACACCCGGGCCGCGCCUUGAGCACAGGGGCGCGUUUGGUGCGCUGCCGUUGCCCCCCGGUGCGGGCACGUACUCUCGCGUCGUCGGCCUUGGAUACUGAUAAAUUUUUUGGCAUCAUACGUGAGAAGGACAGAGCGGACACGCUUGGCCGCGCCAUCCUUGGAUGCUGCCACUUUCGUUGUGUUCAUAUCAUUUGUGAGCCUGCGUGGGCCCCACGGCCAGACACGUAUUGAGUUGAUGUUUUUGGAGGGCGAGAGCCUAUUGGUACCCUGCGAGGACGGCUGUAGGUGGCAAGAUGACCGGCGCGGACGGCAGUACAUCGCGGCGCUUCCGAAUGAAUCGCGCAUGAAAUUCAUGUUGUCUUGCUUGGUAUACUUGCUUCAGAAUUUUAGGUGUACCGAACCCGAGAAACAAUGACAAUGCCACAACGACGCAUCUGCACGAAAAGAUGGCAACGUAGUCUGUGAGUCUUGUUGACCACCUAGCGGGUGACAUGUUGCCCCGGGUGAAGGAUCUCCGAGUGCUUCUCUGCGGGUCUUGGGGCACCGCCUCCAGUGCGCUGCGCUUGCCGCUAGACUUCCUUCUUCCAACUAGUAUUUAUUUCCUUGCGUUUUGAUGAUCUUUUCCUUUUCGAAUUUUGCCAAAUUUAUAGAAAUUUCCGUGUCGGAUUCUUCUCUAUGCGCGCAAGAUUCGAGUUUUUUCAUCUUCGCAUGCAAUCAGUCAAAUCCACAGCAGCCUCCCCAACAGCCUCUACUUCGAGUAGUGUUUCCUCGUCCAGCAACCCCGCUUCCCUUUCCCCGGACGCCACACCGCCAGACAGCGCUGCGGCUACGACGGCCUCGAGUCUUACCUUUCCCUCCCUGGACCCACCGGCACUGUUCCAGGAUGGAGAGAGCACCACUUUGGAGAAGGACAGCAGCAAAGCGAGUACGACGGAGGAACAGGCUACAACAUUAGACCAACUGGAGAAAGAGUUCCUCGAUGGAGGCACAUCAUCUUCCUCCGCAGCAAGCGCUGCAACUACCUCAGCGUCCGCUGCCUCCACCGACGGGCAGGAACUCGCCGCCGGAGCUUCCGUGGAACAUCAAUCGGGCGCAGGCGAUUUGAAAUCCGAGGAGGAGGAGGACAGCGGUAACGUUGUCACCAAAGCCAUCGAGGCGGCAGAGGAGGAACAGAAGGCCGCGGACGUGGUGGAGGCGGCCAACCAGAGCCUGCGGAAGUUGCAGAAAAAGCAGCAACUUGCGCUGAAGCAGUCGGCGGAAAACGUGAAGCGGCUGGAAGCGGAAAACGCGAGACUGCACGACGAACUCGCGGACUUAACCGACAAGCUCGCGUCCGCAAAGGAAUCCGAGGAAGCCGCACAGCAGGCCGCGAAACAGACCCGAGAGACCGCGGAAGCGGAGACGCGAGUGGUCGCAGAGGCGGAAAAAGCGGCGGAGAAGGACACGGUGGAAGCGCGGAAAAAGGAGGAGGAGGCAUUGCAGCAGGUGGAGGAGAGGAAGCAGGUAGACUUAGAUGGCAUUAACAGCCAAGAAUUUCUGCUACUUUUUGGCUGAGUUGUUCACAUUGCGGGUUUUCACAGCAUGACAGAACAAUUCUGGUCUUGUUCUGUCUGAAGUUCAGCAGCUGCAGCACAGUAUCUGUAUAAGAAUCAUCAAAAUUGCCCAACAGGAAACCGCCGAGCUGACCAAAACUGCGGAUACGGUUUCGCAGAAACUGGUCACCAACCUCGCCGUGGUGAAGCAGAAUGUCGCAUCGCUCGAGUCUGCGACGGAUAAGAUGCGAGCGGAUAACAAGGAAAACACGGAAAAAGCGGACAAGUACGCGAAAAAGAUCGUCGAAUUAGAGAACGAAGUGGUGAAACUGCAGCAAGAGAGGCUGCCACUGGAGAAAAUCAGCACCAUUGUCACGAAUGCUUUGAAAAAAGAACUGGGGCCGGAGUUGGAGAAGUUGUCCUCGGAGUCGACGGAAGUGGAAACGGAGGCUGAGAACGCAGCGGGGUUGUUAGAAAAAAUGCGGGAAGCGGACGUGAGCAACGCGGAUGCAGUGAGCGUAGCGUUCCAAAAAUUUCGGAAUUCCAGAGCGGACAUUUUGGAGAACGUUCUGGAAUUGACACAGAAAGUUAAUCCAGGUACUAUGUGGUUUUUCGUUUGCAACUUGGAGUAAACUGCUUGCGCAGAAGAUGGUGUUGUACUAAUCCAACGAGAUCCUCUACUAGUAGAAAGUGAAGCUGCAGCAGCGCAUCGCGAAGACACCAAGAAAUCUAUCAAAAUCAGACGCAGCCAAGUCCGUCGCAGAGGAGGCUGCAAUUACGACAGUGGAAAACGCCAAGGCUGCGGAAGAGCGAACUACUACGAGCGAAGCGAAAGAAGCUCCUUCUUUUUUUUUCCCGCUCCUGGGUGGGCACCCGGAAAGUAGUACCACCCCGACUGAUGCCGAAGACAAGGACCACGCCGCGACAAAAUCUGCCGCAGCCCCACCUACCGCUGGCGUUGCCACGUCUGCCGAGCGCAAGAACGAAUCGGGGGACAGUCAGAUGGAAGAAACGGGUCCGGCACCACAGGUGGUUGUGGAACAUCACAAGCAGCAAAUAAAAGCAGAAGACACGCCGGCAGCGAAGAAAAUCGAGAAGGAGCAGCCGCUCUCUCCUACCUCCAUGGAGGAAAAGAAACAGCACGAAAUUGAAAAGCCCACAUCUUCCCCGGUCGCGCUUCUCGCACCGGGCGCGCCGCUGCCGCUCGGGUCCCCAUUGCCACUGAAUUCAAACGGGAGCGGCCGGGCGGGAGAAUUCGUGGAGAUUGUGCCGCCGGUUUCGGAGCAGGGUGCAGCUUCUGCGGCUACGACAGGUGGAGGAGGAGGGAAUGAGAAGCAGGAGAAGAAUUCUAUCACUUCAACGGGCGGAAAGGAUGAAACGAAUAUCGCAUCACGGGAGCAGAUGGAGCCCUUGCCGACACCACGGACGAUCAGAGAUUUGAAUAAAUCUUCGUCGUGAAUAAGAGCAGCGAUGAAGGUGCAGUCGUUUUGUAUGAUUUUCGAAAGUAAGGAAGGAGUAGUUCUCAAGGAACUACUACCUGGUAGUGUCACGAACAAGUUUUGGUAUGAUUUUAAGUCCUCUUUGCUGGUAGCAAUUAGGUUGAGAUUCUGGAUGUUGUUGUAAAAUGGAUGACUCCGAACAAACGGAAAAGGGUAGGAAUGAUGAACAAUGCAACUACACUGACUACAUCAAGAAACUGACGUGUGUACCGAUGCCAUGGCUCCAU